AUGCCCUUCCAAAUUAAAGUGGCAUCCAUUCAGCAGAAGGUGCAGCAUUUACUGGUAUUCACUGCUAUGUGCAUUUUUAUAGGGCUUGUGAUCUACGUCACGGGUGGAUUCCAAGAUGAGAGUGAUCCCAACCAGCAGAUUAAUCCCAUUGAGACAUAUGGAUGGUGCUUGACCAUUCUCUUCUACGUUCUUCGUGCACUGCCAUGCUUGUCUUUACCAUUUACUUUGUCAAAUUUUCUUGGACUGACUUUCUUCAACACAUUCCCUUCAAAACCUCACUUAAAGAGUUCUCCACUUCUUGGGCCAUUCAUUUGUUUCAGGGUCGUCACAAGAGGAGACUACCCAUUGCUUGUGCGGGAGAAUGUUGAGCAAAACUUGUCAACAUGCAUCAAAGUUGGCCUUGACAACUUUAUGAUUGAGGUUGUGACAGACAAACCCAUCCACUUACAGGACAUGCCUCGCCUGCGCACUUUGGUUGUUCCUUAUAGUUACAGCACGCGUGCUGGGUCUCUUUACAAGGCCCGUGCUCUUCAGUAUUGCCUUGAAUCUGACAUUAAUAUCCUCAGCGAUGAAGAUUGGAUUGUUCAUCUUGAUGAGGAGACAGUCCUCACCGAGGACUCUGUGAUAGGAAUCUUCAACUUUGUGGCUGAUGGCAACGUAGAAUUUGGCCAGGGUGUCAUCACCUAUGCGAAGGACAAGAUUGUCAACUGGUGUACCACACUGUCCGAUUGCGUCCGUGUUGGCAUAGAUUUUGGUUCUUUGCAGUUCACCUUCCGAACAUUUAAGAAACCCAUCUUCAGCUGGAAGGGUUCAUUUGUAGUAGCCAAUGUAGGUGCUGAGAAAAAAGUGUCUUUUGAUCAUGGACCAGAGGCAUCCAUAGCUGAGGAUUGUUAUUUUGCAAUGGUUGCCUUCCGGGAAGGCUAUAAGUUUGGCUUUGUUGAAGGAGAAAUGUAUGAGAAGAGUACAUUCACAGUUAUUGACUUUGUACGCCAAAGAAAGCGUUGGAUGCAGGGCAUCUAUGCAACAGUAUGCAGUUCCUCUAUCCCUUUUAAAUAUAAAAUUGGAAUCUGUUGUAUGGUUAUCUCCUGGAUUUGCAUGCCUUUAACUACACUAAAUGUGCCACUGACAUUGUUUUUUCCAGUGCCAUUGUUACCUCACUUCAACUUCAUUUGUGGUUUCAUAGCAGGCAUGAUGGGUUUUCUGUCUAUCUUUGGUGCUGCUAAAUCCUUCAGUUGGCAAAAACUUGGCACUGCACGUUACAUAUCUGUCUGUUUGGCGGCAUGCAUCAACAUCCCAAUUAUGCUGCUUCUGGAGAAUGCGGCUACAAUUUGGUGGAUAUUGUCUAAGAAACAGAUUAGCUUUCAUGUUGUUAACAAGGACAGUCGAAAUCCACAUAUCAUAUUGACUUAA
Messenger RNA from Acanthosepion pharaonis, 1410 nucleotides. The record is from the annotation of a GenBank genome assembly. NCBI's taxonomy places the organism in Eukaryota, Metazoa, Mollusca, Cephalopoda, Sepiida, Sepiidae.